This is a messenger RNA of Argiope bruennichi, 2598 nucleotides long. RefSeq names its product lisH domain-containing protein ARMC9-like. NCBI's taxonomy places the organism in Eukaryota, Metazoa, Arthropoda, Arachnida, Araneae, Araneidae. The record is from RefSeq and is a predicted model, not a curated record. The transcript has 23 exons. Gene Ontology annotation, biological process: cilium assembly. The coding region runs from base 173 to 2503 and encodes 776 amino acids. Gene Ontology annotation, molecular function: protein binding. Gene Ontology annotation, cellular component: ciliary basal body; centriole; ciliary tip.
CGCCGAAACAGCGCACAUAACAUGCUAACCUCGGUAAUAUAUCUUGUCAAUGUACAAUCUUGCGUGGAUUAAUGCACUCAAGUUCAAUGGUAUUGGAUAUUAAAUGUGAAAAUCUAAAUGCGGAAAUUCUAUGUAGAUUGUAGAUUUGAUUUCAUUUAAUACAUUCAAAAGAAUGUCAGGUUCGAUAUCAUCCGUUGAAGGCGAGUUAAAUGCUAUUGUCAAGGAGUUUCUGGAAUAUUCUAAGCUGGAUAAAACUUUGGCGACUUUUGAAGAGGAAUGCCAAAAACUGGGCAAACCAGUUCAAGAUUUAGCCGGAAAGAGCCGAAGAGAUCAAAGGAUACAAAAAAUUAAGAGUGAAUUUCUCCAGCAUUUCGAUGAUGGGAAAAGAACCGAAUUUUUUGCUGAAUGGGAGACUCACAUAAACCCCGAAAGGAGAGAGAACGAUCAGUUUUGCCAAAAAUUAGAGUUCAAUCUGCAAAUCCACUUUGCUGUGCUGCCCAUGAGAAAAAUUGAUCACUGGAGUAAAGAAGAAGUGGACGAAGCCAUGUUGCAUUUUCACUACUAUCUAGAAAGUAAAGGAUCUGUCUUGAGCGAAUGUGCUGAACUUUUGCCUUAUUAUGCACUGCCUUAUGUUCCCCGGCCAAACACCCAUCCCACAUUUGCCGAGCUGUUUCAGGACGCUUGGGUCACAAAUUUAAGAAACAAGCUGGAAACUUUUUUAUUCGAAGGCUUGAAAGGAAAAGACGACGAAGAACAGGAACCCAGACUAAUCGAAUUAUACCACAACAGAGAUUUAGACCUUCAAGAUGCUCGAAAAGAAUUGCAGUACUUGGAAAGGCACAUUGAAGAAUCAGAGAAGCGCUCUGUACUUCAUGCAAAAAAGUGUGAAAAACUACAGGAAGAAUGUCGACAACUAGUUGCUGUGUCCUCUUUACUGGUAACAGCGCUUGAGAAUGCAGUAAAAGGGAAUUUUGUGGAUAUGGACUGUGUGUUGUCUGCCUGCACCACACAUCUUCCUGACCUGGAGAAACUCCGGAGCGAAUCCCCGAAUUUCGGAAACAAUGCUCAAGUGUCGCAUCACAAUACUGCCAAAAAACUUCAAUCAUCCGAAAAGCUGGAUUUCGACAAGCUGAAACACGCCAUAAAAUCUUCAGAUGAAAAAACAAGAGCUCUUCUUUUCCAAGCUCUUCGUUGGAGACUAACCAAAGUAAGCAGCUGGAACAAAAGGGAAGAAGCAGUUUUGGAGUUCGUGAACAACGACUUCAUGGACUUCAACAUCCAGACAGAAGAAACGGUAAAGAUUUUUAUGUUCAUCCGGUCCAAUAACAAUCUACUUCUUGAAAGCUUCACUCGAUUUUUAAAUGCCUUCGCGUCUUUUGUUUUAGGUCGUCAGUAUUUGACGUCUAAUCCCAAACUGCUGGAGUUGCUCGUAGAGCAUUUGCUCACCAACGACCCAAAAGAUGAUAUCGUUUUAGAUAUGAUACUUGGAACUUUGAAAAAAUUAAGCAUCAGGAGGACCUCUCAAGCAUAUAUGGUCGAAGGCGGUGUAAUCGAGUGGCUAGCCGGAGCAUUCCACUCGGGAGCAGAGAUGUCCGAAUAUGCCAAAAAUUCCGCCAUAGCCUUACUUUUCAACCUCAGUCUCUGUCCCAUGGGGAAAAAACGGUGCGAACCUUUGAAGGUAGAACUCAUCUCUGGUCUAGGGAGACUUUUGCAACUCCAAGAUACGAAAAUAUCUCCAUACGUUAAUGGUAUCUUGUACAGAAUUCUCUCAAUAUCCAGUGUUCGAGAAUACGCUAAAGAACAAGCACUGCCGAAUGCCUUAAGAAAGCUGAUGUCAAAAACUGACGGUGAGCCUAAAAAACAACUAGAGACGAUUUUAGAACUUUUUGUAACAGAUGUCCAGAUUGAAGACGGAAGCUCGGACGAGGAAGAUGAUGAUCAGGAAAAUGAUAGCUUGGAAUCAGAAAUAGAUUCAAAUGAUAACGUGAAAUGUGAAAAUACCGAAAGUUCGGGGGAAACGUUACUACAACAGUACUAUGAAGGGCAGGUAGAGGUUCACCCGGAAAAGGCAGCCAGUCCAGUUCACUCAAACAGAAAUGAUGAUGCUAUUUCAGUGCUAAAUCAUGCUUGUGAAGUGAAGAGCGCUGCCAGCGAAUUAUCAGUAAAGCAAAGUUCGCUACUCAGUUCAUCAUUGAUCUCAGAACAGCCUUUGACGCCAAAGCUGGACAUGGAAGCGACGCAGAUGGUGCGAAAAAUUGUAGGAAUGCCUUCGACAACUCUGGUGGAAGCCGCAGUAGUACCCGAUCCGGCAUCAGUUACUAUUAAAGGACUAAAUGCCAAUGAAUACACAGUUGCUUUCAGUUCUCGCCCUAAAAUUCCUCGGACUCCAGAGCCAGGAGAAAUAGCUUCGCCCAAAAUGCACUGCAGCAGUCCUCUCCGGAGUACAUUGGAGAGACAGUUCAGCUCCGCGGCGAGUAAACAGGGAAUCUACUGCAACAACUGAAGUUUUGAAACUUCUUCAAGAAUACUCAUGUGGCCUUUCAUUGUAAAUACUAUUUAAUGCUGUUGCGACAAAAAAUGGCUUAGUGAAAAUACAGA